GUUCUACAUCAGCAAACUGGACUGAAUCUUCUGCAAGGUGAAGAACAAGCAAGGCAGAAUGAAAGGUAACUGGCUUUUGGGUUUGAGCGUCAUCUUGUUAAUAUAUGCAGCUCAUGGAUGUCCUGACAAAUGCCUGUGCUAUACAGCUUCAAAGACUGCAGACUGCAAGAAUAGAGGAUUUACUGAAAUUCCUGCCCGUCUGCCUCCUGAAAUUCAGAUACUACAGUUGCAGAAUAACCAUAUUUGGAGAAUCAACCAAAAUGCGUUCACUGGAACACCAUUGCUCAAAAUCUUAGACUUGUCUAAUAAUUCUCUCUCAAAUUUGGCACCAGGUGCUUUCCAAAAAUUACGGUAUCUACAGGUUCUAAACCUAACCAGAAAUUUGAUUCAUUAUAUAGAAAACAAGACUUUCAGUUUCCUCCCACACCUGAAAGAACUGGACUUGUCAUCCAACAGCAUCAUACGUUUGCCUGAGACUUUUGGAAACAGCACAGGGAAUAUAACAUUGCUGUCUCUGAAGCAUAACAAACUUCAGAAAAUGGAAAGAGUUCUGCUGGAGUCACUUCCAAACCUGAAAGUGGUUCUUUUCAAAGAUAAUCCCUGGCAAUGUAAUUGUAAUGUCUUUGGCCUGAAACUGUGGCUGGAGAGCUUUUUAUACAGAGGAGGAAUAAGUGAUGGCAUUAUCUGCUCAACGCCAGGGAUUCGGAAGGGAAAGGACCUCCUCAAAGUUCCCUAUGAGCUGUUUGGGGCUUGCCCGCUAAGGACAGCUCACUUCCAUCUGGCUAGCAUUCACCACCAUGGCUUUGAGCACAGGAGUUCUCCGAAACACGCUCAUCACAACGAACACGGGGAAAACAGCCGUGCAAACUGUGAACCCAAACCAAAGCCAAGGCCUGUUAGUUUGCGUCAUGCAAUUGCCACUGUAGUAAUAACUGGAGUUGUCUGUGGAAUUGUGUGUCUAAUGAUGUUGGCAGCUGCUGUUUAUGGUUGUGCCUAUGCUGCAAUUACUGCUAAAUACCACAGAGAACAUUUGGACCCGGUCAAACAGCAUGGGACUCCUGAGGAAAAAGAGCCAUUUGAUAGUUCCUUGGCUUGA
Messenger RNA from Grus americana (Whooping crane), 1096 nucleotides. RefSeq names its product leucine rich repeats and transmembrane domains 1 (gene LRTM1). The transcript has 3 exons. Lineage: Eukaryota; Metazoa; Chordata; Aves; Gruiformes; Gruidae. Gene Ontology annotation, molecular function: protein binding. Bases 59 to 1096 code for a protein of 345 amino acids. Gene Ontology annotation, cellular component: membrane. The record is from RefSeq and is a predicted model, not a curated record. Gene Ontology annotation, biological process: axonogenesis; regulation of presynapse assembly; positive regulation of synapse assembly.